This is a messenger RNA of Saccostrea cuccullata (small rock oyster), 1221 nucleotides long. RefSeq lists its product as uncharacterized. The transcript has 2 exons. Gene Ontology annotation, molecular function: nucleic acid binding. Gene Ontology annotation, biological process: DNA integration. The record is from RefSeq and is a predicted model, not a curated record. Lineage: Eukaryota; Metazoa; Mollusca; Bivalvia; Ostreida; Ostreidae. The coding region runs from base 1 to 1221 and encodes 406 amino acids.
AUGCAGAACUGUGUCUGGAUCUCUAACCUAGAAAAAACAGACAUCGUACCUUCUGAUGAGCAUUUUCCUCUUGUGAGUCCCGAGGAAGACAAGGAAAUCCGCUGUAACAAAACUGACAUUGAGACAAAAACAGCUUACGGUCUGGACAAUGAACUCCUCACAAAAUUCUCAAAGUGGAACAAACUUGUAGCAGUGGUUGCUAAAGUUUUUGGAUAUAUUCAGAAGUGUCGUAAAGACUCUAAACCUUUGUCAAAAAACAGUCCUAUUCAAAAACUAGACCCGUACAUUGACAGUGAAGGCAUUUUACGUGUUGGUGGUCGUUUGCGAAACCUCAGUGCUUAUGCUUCAUUCAAGAACCCGAUGUUUCUACCUGCGAGACAUUAUGUGACUACUCUUAUCGUCAGAAAACUUCACUCAGAUGUCAAACACCAAGGACAUCAUAUCACAGAAGGUCAUAUUCGUUCAUCUGGAUUUUUGAUUGUCGGAUGUAAAAGACUUGUGUCAUCUGUCCUUCAUAAGUGCGUCACUUGCAGGAAGCUUAGAAAAGUACCAGAAUACCAGAAAAUGUCUAACUUACCGGAGAAUCGUCUCAUACCAGGACAACCACCCUUCUCUAAUGUUGGAGUUGACAUUUUUGGUCCGUGGAACAUUAUCACACGACGUACCAGAGGUGGCGCAGCAAACAAUAAAAGAUCGGCUGCUCUGUUCACUUGCCUCGUUACCAGGGCUGUACAUAUCGAAGUCGUAGAGGAAAUGACGUCGUCUUCAUUUAUUAAUGCGCUCCGUCGAUUUAUCGCCAUACGUGGGCCUGUUCACGUCUUUCGAUCUGACAGAGGUACAAAUUUCAUUGGCGCUGCUAAGGAGUUAAAGGUCAAUGUGAUAAAUGUAGAGGAUGAACAUCUUCACAACUUUCUCAACGAGCAGAGAACGACGUGGAUCUUCAACCCUCCCCACUCUUCUCACAUGGGAGGAGUGUGGGAACGUAUGAUAGGGAUCACCAGACGUAUAUUGGAUGCUAUUCUACUCGACUACGGAUCUAGGAGUUUAACUCAUGAGGUGCUCACUACAUUCCUAGCAGAAGCUUCAUCCAUAAUCAACUCCAGACCCCUUGUGUCGGUAUCUACAGACCCUGAGAAUUCAUUUGUGAAUGGUGAACCAAAAACGUUACAGAACUUAUUGUUCUUGUGGAACAGUGAACAUUUCUGUCAUUCAGUGCGGUAG